GCGGCGCAGCGCAGCGCGGCCGCCGCCGCCCCGCCAUGAGCCGGAGGUAGCGGCGGCGGCGCCUUCCGCAGCCGCCGCCGCCCGCCCGCCCCGCCGCGGCGGCGGCCGGGCCCGCGAUGCCGAACCAGAAGGGCGGCAAGGGCAAGAAGAACAAGCGCGCCAACAGUAGCGGCGACGAGCAGGAGAACGGCGCGGCGGCGGGCGGCGGAGCCGCGGCAGCGGCGGGUGGCGGCGCCGCGGGUGGCGGCGGAGCCGGAGCGGCGGCCGCGGGCGGCGGUGGCGGAGCGGGCGGCGGAGCGGGCGGCGCGGCGGCCGCGGGCGGCUCGGCGCCCGGAGACGUCAAGAGCGAAGCUCCUUGUGCUACUCCACUGAUCUGUAGCUUUGGAAGGCCGGUGGACCUGGAGAAGGAUGACUACCAGAAGGUUAUAUGCAACAACGAGCAUUGCCCCUACAGCACUUGGAUGCACCUUCAGUGCUUCUACGAGUGGGAAAGCAGCAUCCUUGUCCAGUUCAAUUGCAUUGGCAGAGCCAGGAGCUGGAACGAAAAGCAGUGUCGCCAAAACAUGUGGACCAAGAAGGGAUAUGACCUGGCUUUUCGGUUUUGCUCUUGUCGGUGUGGGCAGGGUCAUUUAAAGAAGGACACGGACUGGUACCAGGUGAAGCGAAUGCAGGAUGACAAGAAGAAGAAAUCAGUGUUGGAGAAGAGUACAGGAAGGUCCAUGACAGAGUCAGCAGAGGAGGCCAAAAAAGGCAGGCCGGCCAACAAGCCGCAGAAAGGCUUGAGUAACGACCUCCAGCGAAGGCACUCUAUGGACAGGCAGAAUUCCCAGGAGAAGGGCGUCAUGGGUGGCAGCUAUGCCGUUCGCUCACCUUGUGUCUCUCCCGGCCAGUCCCCGCCCACCGGCUACUCUAUCCUCGCCCCCACGCAUUUCAGCGGCCCUCGUUCCUCCCGAUACUUGGGAGAGUUUUUGAAGAAUGCCAUUCACCUGGAGCCCCACAAGAAGAACAUGGCUGGUGGGGGCAUGUUCAGGAAUGCACAUUUUGACUACGGGGCAGCUGGCUUGCAAGCACAUAGAUCAGGACACUUCGAUACCCCUGUGCAGUUUCUGAGAAGGCUCGAUCUAUCUGAGCUGCUCACUCACAUCCCCAGGCAUAAAUUGAAUACUUUUCACGUGCGGAUGGAAGACGACGCCCAGGUGGGCCAAGGGGAGGACCUUCGGAAGUUCAUCCUUGCUGCUCUCAGUGCCAGCCACAGGAACGUUGUAAACUGUGCUCUGUGCCACAGGGCGCUGCCAGUGUUUGAACAGUUUCCGCUGGUGGACGGGACCCUGUUCCUUAGCCCAUCAAGACAUGAUGAGAUUGAAUAUGAUGUUCCCUGUCACCUUCAAGGAAGGCUUAUGCACCUCUAUGCUGUUUGUGUAGACUGCUUAGAAGGGGUUCACAAAAUUAUCUGCAUUAAGUGCAAGUCCCGGUGGGAUGGAAGCUGGCAUCAGCUGGGAACUAUGUAUACCUACGAUAUUCUGGCAGCAUCUCCCUGUUGUCAGGCUCGACUGAACUGUAAGCACUGUGGGAAGCCAGUAAUAGAUGUGCGGAUUGGCAUGCAGUAUUUCUCUGAAUACAGCAACGUCCAGCAGUGUCCUCACUGUGGAAAUCUAGACUACCACUUCGUGAAGCCAUUUUCUUCAUUUAAAGUUUUGGAGGCUUAUUGACGAAAGCUUUGCUUUAGUAAUAGCUAUUUUAUGGGUAUUUCAACUUUAUUACAUAUCUUUUUAUAGGAUUCAUUCUGUGAUGAAAUCUAAUUUCUUUUCUAACUGAAAGAGCAGCUUCUUUGUCAGUGUACAUAUUAAUAUGUAUAUAUACAUGUUGUUAAAACCAGAAUCCUCCUGACAAGAUUUCUGUGAAGGUUGGAGGCAAGCCAAUUUAAUGGCCUUUCAGUAUAUCCCAUGUGUGGGGUAAAGUUCAGCUAAAAAUGAUUUGGGUUUAUUUUUUUGUAUAGUUGUAAUUCAGUUUAUAGGAAGGGUGUGGGGAGACAUAAAGGACAGAGAAAUAUGUCCUGUUGGAAAAUGGGUAAUUGCGUAGGGUUGUUCCUCCAGCUUGGUGGAAAUGGGAAAUCCUUGGAAAGAAAUGAUUCUGUUACUGUUGAAUUCAUUUAGCCUUUUACAUUGGUUCCCAGGGGUGCAGGAGCUGGCCCUGUGUUGCCAGUCCCCUCAGCAGGUUUUCUUUCAGAUUUCCCAUGACCGGAGCAAACUAAGGUAUCAUGACAAGUGAAUGUAAAUGUGUGCCAGAAAAUGCAAUCUUGAAUGAAUUCUUUUGGCAUCGUGUCUUCCUGCCAUGUGUGUUUGAUGUGCAUUGCCCUCACUGAGUUACAGUGCAGGCAAUAGUGCUGCUUCCAACAGGGCUGUCAUGUGCCCAGCUGGGUCAUCUGCUCAUACCAAAACAAGCUGGAAAUCUUAAAAUGCAUUGUUUAAAGGUGUUUCUUCACAGACAUUUAAGGGAAGGAACUGGCUGAGCUGAGCGGGGAUGGGAUUGUAUGUGCCUGGUGGGACUGAGGCCUUGCUGCCUGCUGCAGGCUUGUGUGCCUGGUGUGGAAGGAGAGCCAUGAAAUGGGAGCUGGGCCCUCAGACCUGUAUGAACUGAGAGGUCCUGAGUACAAAACAUGUCAUCACUUUUUAAAACAAUUCAUUGCUGCACCUUCGUCUUUCAAAAUUGUGUUCAGUAUAGGAUCUAAAAACAAGGAGAUGUUUUAUUAAGAAAGCAAACUUAGCAUAUUUACUCUCCACAUGCCUCUGUGCUGUACAUAAUAGACUGCAUUAAGCAGUGAAUUUGUAUCAGAGGGCUUGGCCAUGUAGACUCUGCAGUUGUUGUUUCUUGACUCCCAUUUCUCUCUUCCUUAAAUAAAUUUUUUAAAAUAGGUCAUUAAUCUUUUGCUUGGUUUCUCAAAUCAGUUGAGAUUUAAGGGACGUUUGUUUUUUUAUGCUUUUCUUGAUAGCAAAAAGUGUUUGUCCACCGGAGAGGUGUGAGUUUUGUUUCUGUUUACAUGGUGGGAUUCUUUUUUGUUUCUUCUGAAGUCUUUUGUUUUUCCAAAGUAGAAUCUUUAUAGAGUGUAUCUGUUGAAAUCACAGUCUUGAAAAUGGCCCUGAUAGUCUGCCACCCUGGGAAAGAAAACAAAACAGUCAGAAGCCAAAACAGUGUUUUUUCUUAUGUUGGACUGAAAAUUACACUUUCUGCUGAAUUAAAAAAUUAUCGUGCACAUAAAACUCAAGCUGAAGAUCCAUGUUUCUUUGUGCGCAAAAAUGCCAAGUUCAGAGUUUUAUUUCCUGGCUGUCUUCACUGCAGAAUUAAUUCCUUUUAGCAUUAGCUACCCUUCAAGGAAUACCCAGGCUGCACAGAGCAUUUAUGUUGGCACAGUUUGAGUGGCAGUGUCCUUGGGUGCCACGCAGCACAUGUGGUCCAGUGCUGGUCUGAACAGCCGUGUUAGCAGGCUGUGGUAGCCUUCAGCACUGGUGCUCCUCUCCUUCUGUGCGAGUUCCUGGGCUUGGUUUUGGGUCUGGAGCACGUUCUUGGAGUUUUGUGUAGUUGUCCCCUUUGCAACAGUUUUGGGAAAAUCUGGGAGAAUUAUGGGAAAGACUUUGAGAGACUUCUGACACUGUCCAUUCAUGGCUACCACAAAGUUACACUGGGCCUGGCGGCAGUGGGACCAGCGCUGCACCCAUUGUCCAUAGGAGCAGGACCUGGCCUGGGCAUACCUGAGCAGGAAGCAGAUAAAACCUAAUUAGCUGUGCAGCGUAGACUUCCCUUGUGAAGAGCAAUCAAAUUAUAAUUUGGAUUAACUCCUCCACAAGGAUGAGCCCUUCAGCUGUGAUGGUGUGUUGAGCAACCUGCUGGAGUUAGGGUGGCUAACAAGGUUGGAGUUGUGUUUCCCGGCAGUACCAUGAGAACCAGACCAGACAGGAAACAGCAGCUGUUGGCAGUGGCCUGAAAUCAUGCAGCAAAGACAAAGCUCCCGUAAUUAAACAAUUAAAGAGAGCAAUUAAAGCUUACAUCUCUUCCUGUAGGUUCGGUCUUGAGUGCCAGUCACAUGUCAUGAGUCUAUUCCCACAUAGGAUACAUGGCAUUUGUGUGCCCACUUUUUUGUGCAGGGGUGAGAGGAAGUGUCACUGUACAAUGCACAUGGUAGGGGAGAAGUGGGAUCUGGAGUUGUCCUAGAUACUUGUUCACUUGCUUCUUAGAGUAGCCUAAUUUAUAAUUCUGCCCUUUAAGUUCUUGGAUGCCUCUCUAGACCUGUAUGUGUGACAAUCAGAAAUGAGUAGACAUGGAAUAAAGGGAAUAUGGUCAGCUUUAAAAACAAGUGUAUGAGAGAUUGUAUAAUACAUCCAAGUCAAAACCAGGAAUGAAGCAGACUGAGAAAAUGGGAAGGGGAAAGCACAUUUAAAGUCUUAACGCUGACAAGGAAUUACAUACAAAUCUAUUUAAGAAAACAGUUUAGUUCUUUGCCAGCUUUUCAUUUUAAUUCUGCUGUUAAAUGAGUCUUAUCUACUGCUAGAGGAAAUGCCUAUUUUCUUGUAAAACACAUCUCUCAACUGGAGGCUAGCAGCACACAUAGCACUGUAAAAAUGAUCCUCAGUGGAAACCAGCUAAGCUACAGAAAGAUUCUUCUGAACUUUCACUCCAAAGUACAUUAUCCCAAAUUCGUAGAGGCUUUCCCUGCUUCUUGUUGAUACUGAAAGCUACCCUUGGGUUACUGCAAAGUGCACAGUUUUCUGUAACAUGCAGAUUCCAGUGAAGCAGUCAGCCCCCACCUUUGGCCAGGAGAGUUUCCUGGGCUUUGCAGAAGUGGAAGCACAAAUGCAACUUCUUUGGGACCUUAUGGCUACUUUGGAGGUUAAACUAGACCACAGUUGUUCUGCUUUCUGUCUUGACAAGCACUGGAAGUAGUUAUGAGCUUACAAAUGCAUCAUAAGGGAAAUUACCUCCCUAGCUAGGGACCUGCCUGCUUUGCUUAUUUGGCUAGUUGAUUCUUCAUUACCUUUCAUUUUUCUGAUGCUGUGUGUUCUUUUUAAGAUGGCCCAUGGUCAGAUUAAAUUUGCCUAAAAUAUGUUUUGUAAAUGAGAAUGCAGUCCUCUGGAUUUGGAGGUUCAUUCUACUCUUCUUAAGUGCACGAUACUCCUUGUGAUAGUAAUAGGAGUUGCAUGUGCAAAUGCUUUUCUUUCCAGUAGUUAACUCUCCUUUCUAUAGGAGAGGCUUGCAUUUAGGUAGACUUCAUAUUUUGGAUGUGUAACACUGAUUUCAUCCAUCAGUAAGAUGUCUAUAAAUAAAUUUUGAUAACCAUAACUAACAAAAUGGACAUCUUUUACAUGCUGAUGUGUAAUUUGACAUCUACCAACAUGAACAGCCUGAAAUUGUUGUUCUGUCUAAUGCUGCAGAGUCAUUGAAACUACAGUUUUUUAUAGCCAGACCAUAGACUAUCCUAUAGUCUAUUUACACUAAAAUCUCCAGUAAUGAGCAGUGUAUUCAUAGUGAGUUUAAUUGGAAAAAUAAGGAAUAUUCCUACAAGGGAGGCAUCUACCCCAAUAUUUUUUUUUUCCUUUUUUUUCCCCCUCCCAUGUAUUCCUCAUUUUGCUGUACCAAGUAACCAAGGACAAACAUGUUGUAAGGCCACUGGUGAGAAAACCCCUCAAAAAUAUACUUGUCCAUAAAGGUUUCUUGUUGAGACAUUCUUGGAUUGCACUUUUGCAGAUGGAAGAAUAUGUACAUAGCAAAUGAAUGUUGAUGAAAUUAAAAUAAUUGGUUAUGAUAUCAUUUACAUGUGUUGUUAGAGAAUAUUUUGUUGUGAGUUCUCUGUAUUAAAAAGUAAUAAAUACCAGACA
Poecile atricapillus (Black-capped chickadee) is the source of this 5867-nucleotide messenger RNA. It is a transcript of the gene HECA, whose product is annotated as hdc homolog, cell cycle regulator. NCBI's taxonomy places the organism in Eukaryota, Metazoa, Chordata, Aves, Passeriformes, Paridae. The record is from RefSeq and is a predicted model, not a curated record. The transcript is spliced from 4 exons. Bases 117 to 1709 code for a protein of 530 amino acids.